This is a messenger RNA of Neoarius graeffei (lesser salmon catfish), 1359 nucleotides long. Its product is annotated as claudin-14-like. The transcript has a single exon. Gene Ontology annotation, molecular function: structural molecule activity. The record is from RefSeq and is a predicted model, not a curated record. The coding region runs from base 374 to 1213 and encodes 279 amino acids. Gene Ontology annotation, biological process: bicellular tight junction assembly; cell adhesion. NCBI's taxonomy places the organism in Eukaryota, Metazoa, Chordata, Actinopteri, Siluriformes, Ariidae. Gene Ontology annotation, cellular component: plasma membrane; bicellular tight junction.
CAUUGUGUGAUUAAUACCACAUCCUUCUUUCUGCAGCUUUGGUUUUACGAUGCUGCAGUGAAAGCCUGUUUUGGGGUGAGUAAUGGGUGAAUCUUUAACCUACUUCUCUGUGUGUACAUGUGUUUAUAUGUGAACUGUGGAAACUCAGUGUUUGGACAGAGAAGGGACAGAAGAGUUACAAAUUGGGACAACAGGAACACACACAGGAGAGACAGACCAGAAAGGGCAGAUGAGAUCGUUAUAGUUGGUCUACUACAUCGAGUUAACUACACCUUGUUUUGUUUUUUAAGUUUGUCUUCUUGUUUUAACAGAUCGUGAGCUAAUCGCUAGUCAUUUAAAGCUUUUCAAGCACAGUGCGCCACCAUUUGCAGUGAUGGCUACAGCCGCAGUGGAGUUGAUGGGCUUCUUCUUGGGCAUCCUGGGUAUGAUUGGCAACUUGGUGGCCACCUUGUUGCCCUACUGGGAAAUCACGGCCCACAUUGGCCCGAACAUUGUCACGGCCAUGACAAACAUGAAGGGCCUGUGGAUGGCGUGUGUCCACCAGAGCACCGGAGUCUUCCAGUGCGCGACCUACAACACCAUCCUCGGCCUAUCCACCGACCUACAGGUGGCCCGGGCCAUGAUGGUCAUCUCAAUUAUCUUAUCUGUCCUUGCCUGUGCAGUGUCCAGCAUUGGGAUGCAGUGCACCAUGUGCAUGGACGGCUCCUUGGCAAAGACGAAAGUGGCUGGAGCCGGAGGGUGCCUUUUUUUAACAGCCGGUCUUCUGUCACUCAUUCCCAUUUCCUGGAAGACCAACGAAGUAGUGCAGACCUUCUACCAGUACAACCUACCCGACAGCCUGAAGUUCGAGAUCGGGGACUGCCUGUAUGUCGGAAUUGCCUCGUCUCUCACGUCUCUGCUAGGCGGAGGGCUGCUAAGCAUAUCCUGCUACACUGACCUAGAAGCACAGCGAGGAUUCAGACACUACGGUAGAGGUUACCCGUAUCCUGAACGCAUGGGAAAACAUGGCACGGGUCGUGGCGUCUCACAUUCGAUGCCCUUCCACCCGUCAGCCACUCUGCAGAGUGCAAUCAACAUGAACUCCACCAAUAGAAACCAGACUCUGGUCAGCCAAAUCAGUAGCAGUAGCCACUCCACAACUGGCGUCGGAGACUCCAGGAAACCAGCACGCCAGAAAACGACAGCUAGUUAUGAUGUCACCGGGUAUGUCUGAAGAUUUUGCCAAGGUGCUGUUUUGCACCAUGAACUUGAAAAGACUUGACUGUUAAAAUUCAACUUGUGAAUACAGCUUGGAUUUUGGAAAAAGGUGUUUUAUAAACUACACAUAUUCAUAGUAUUUUCAUAGCUAACAGAAGUAUU